AUGAAGCUGAUUGCUGUGCUUGUCACUGCUGUGACGUUGGCUAAUGCCACUCCUUUCCCUGCUGCGGAAUUGGAAGCUCGGGAUUGCACUGCCAACAACUGCUUACGAGCCAUUCGAGGAUCACCCGAGGAUGUUGCCAAUGCCUUCUGCUCUACUGUUCUGGGCAAGGUUCCCGCAACAGACGUCGUCACUGUCACGGCGACUGCCACUAUCACGGCUUACACGACGGUUGUGGAGACUGCUACCCAGCACGAGAUCACAGGCACUGUCACCAUCACUCCUCCUGUUGCUCUCCUCAACAAGCGAAAGACCACCGCCUAUUCAGAGUACACUAGCAAGUUUACCAGCAUGUGCUCUAGCGAGCAGGCAAAAAUCACCAGCGCGUGUGGUUGCUAUCUCUCUGGUGCACCGACCUCUACGGUGACCGUCUAUGAGACCGUCUCUGCUACGUAUACCGAGACGACCGUCACUUCCACAUCAACCUCAACCUUGACAAUUGAUGAUAUUGCCACUGCCACUUAUGUCUGUGUCCCAUUGCCUACGAAUCAUGUUCAGAACGGCGACUUCGAACAAGACAUUGGCAGCGACUCUCCCUGGACCGUCAGCGUCACCGAUGGUCCCUCAUACUCUUCGUGGAGUAUUUACCAGGAUACGUUGUCGCAUGGUGAUGCAAGUCGUGUUUUCCGCAGCUCUUUCAGCAACUCCAUGUACAGUAAUAGCGCGUACGCGGGCAUUCAACUGGAACAAACCAUCAGCACUUGCCCAGGCACGACAUACACGAUAUCUUGGGAUAUCAGAGCCACGGAUCAGACAUACGGCUAUGCCUUUGCCUAUGCCGGCGGAAACCUGAUCCAACAAAUCCAACCACUCCCGAACCCGAGGUAUGGAAACUACAAGGUCUCAUUUACAGCGACUGACUACACCACGGUAAUUGCCUUUAAGGCGCUGGAGGUCUAUUAUGGCUCGGGUAAGAUCUACUUUGAUAACAUUUCUGUGACACCCGUCAUCGCUACUACAGUAGAGGUCGUUUAG
Molecule: messenger RNA, 1032 nt
Organism: Phaeoacremonium minimum UCRPA7
Lineage: Eukaryota; Fungi; Ascomycota; Sordariomycetes; Togniniales; Togniniaceae
Exons: 3
Coding region: 1-1032 (343 amino acids)
Source: RefSeq, a predicted model, not a curated record